Molecule: messenger RNA, 633 nt
Organism: Prunus armeniaca (apricot)
Lineage: Eukaryota; Viridiplantae; Streptophyta; Magnoliopsida; Rosales; Rosaceae
Source: the annotation of a GenBank genome assembly
AUGCAGGCUGCAGGAUUACUAUCUAGUUGCAAUAUUCUGCUGCAGGAGACCAUUUCCGAUGGAUAUGACGAAGGAAGGAGCGCGCAAGCCGAAAGCAUAGAUGCCUAUGUGGAGAGAUUUUGGCAAGUAGGGUCACAAACCUUGUCCCAGCUUCUUGAGAAACUAUCAAGCUCUGCAGGGUCCAAAGUUGAUUGUCUUGUUUAUGAUGCAUUAAUGCCUGGGGCUUCAGAUGUUGCAAAAAAGUUUGGAAUAUUUGGGGCAGUUUUCUUCACUCAGUCUUGUGCUGUUAACCACAUUUACUACCAUGUCCACAAAGGACUGCUCAAACUUCCUCUUAGUACUGCUGCUGCUGUUGAUGAUGAUGGUCAGUCUAACAUUUUGCUUCCCGGGUUGCCACCACUUGAACCUUCGGACUUGCCAUCCUCUGGAAACUGUUCGAGGUCUUACCGGGCUAUCUGUAAAAUGGCAGUGGAUCAGUCCUCUAUUGUUGACAAAGCUGACUGGAUUUUUUGCAACACAUUUUAUGAUUCUGAAAAACAAGUGUUUGAAGUUUCAGUUAAAAACAAAGGACUGUUAGGCUCAUCAUAUUAUGUGCCAGAUUCUUCGCCAAAGCAAUUAAUUUGGCGAGCCUAG